AUGUUACUGAACUAUUUGUGGAUAUUUUCUGUGAUUUUUACUUUCAACACUAAUUUUUCAUUUUCUCUAAAUUUUAUUGAAUUAACAAGCAAUUCUUCAUUUUAUAUGGCUAACAACUUAGAUUGCUAUUUAUCUUCGAUGCAAAACUUUGAACUUAUCUAUAUCAGAAUAAUUGCUAUGUUAAUUUUGAUAGCUAUGUAAAUAUUAAUAAUUUGGAUUGGGUUCGCAUUUUAUGCUAAAUGUAAAAAUUGGACUUUCAACAAAAGUAUUAUUUCGAAUACAUUAUUAUAUUUAUAUGUAUCAAAUUAUGCUGCUCUAAUCAAACAGUUGUGUUCAAUUGUUUCAAAGAGAGAAAUUUCAACUAUUUCUUACAUUCAAGGAGAUGUUUCUCUAAUUUAUGGAACUGACAAUCACAUGUUUUGGAUUAUUAUAUUAGGUAUUCCUGGCCUUGGUGUAAUUGGGGUAUUAAUCCCCUUUACUUUAUUUGUUGUAAUGUAUAUGAAUAGGGAACAACUAGAUAAAAUUAAGCUAAGAAGACAUAUUUGUUAUUUAUUUAAUGAAUAUAAUUAAGAAAGCUACUAUUGGGAACAAAUUAAACUAUCAAAAAAAACAAUUAUCAUAAUUAUUCUGACAUUUUUUGAAAGUGAUGUAUUACUGAUGGCUUCGUUGCUUGGAUUAUGUUUGCUUUUCUACUAAUUAUUAGCAGUAAAAUAGAAACCUUACAUCAUUUAAAGUUUGAACUUUUUAGAUAUUCAAACAGGAUAAAUUUGCUCUAUAUCUAUAUUUAUUAGUGCAGUCAAAUAUGUAUCAGAAAAGGGUAAUGUUACAGCAUUAUCAAUUGUACUUUAAAUUUUUAUCAUCAUUUUGUGCAUCAGAUUGUGCUAUCCAUUUAUGAUGAAUAUUUUUAGAGUCUAUUUUAAGAAAUAUAAGCUACCGUUCAUUGAAUUUGUUUAUAAAAUUUUAAGAACAAUAAAAGCUGAUUGUUUUCUUAGUAGAUAUUUGAAUAAUCAAUUAAGGAAAUUGAAUAAUAGAGAGUAUCGUCGAAAAACCAAUUUUGCCAAAUUAAGAAACCACUUAAUUCAAAUAUCAAAGUUGUAAAUAGGACACUAAAAACAAAUGGUUUCAAUGAUGAAUUCAUAAUCAACCAUAAGAUAUCGUUAAAUUGUAACAAUAACAGAUGCUGAAAUGAAUAAGUUAGCAAGUCCUUGA
Messenger RNA from Paramecium tetraurelia, 1209 nucleotides. RefSeq lists its product as uncharacterized. The transcript has 3 exons. Lineage: Eukaryota; Ciliophora; Oligohymenophorea; Peniculida; Parameciidae. The record is from RefSeq and is a predicted model, not a curated record.